AUGUCAAAAAAUGCAAUUCCAAUCAAAAUAGUUUUAAUUGGCGACGGUGCUGUUGGCAAAACUUCAAUUUGUUUAUCUUAUAUAAAUCAGUAUAAUUCAAAAAAGGAUUUAUACAUUCCAACUGUUUUUGAUUCAGAAAAAAUUAAUAAAUCCUUUGGUGAUCAAAAUUUUGAAAUUACUUUUUACGACACAGCUGGUGCUGAUGAAUAUGACAAAUUGCGGAGACUUUCCUUUAUCAAUGCGACUGUAUUUUUUGUUUGUUAUUCUGCUGAUUCAAAAACAUCAUUUGAGGAUGUCAAACAAAAAUGGUUGAAAGAGGCAAAUUGGUUUGUCCAAAAUUCACUGAUUGUUUUGGUCGAGACAAAAGUCGACUUACGUUUUGAAAAAAGUGAGAACAUUAUAAGACGUUCUAAUUUUGUAAAAGAUGACGAAGGAGUCUUGUUGGCUAAACAAAUUGGAGCGCUCGGAUAUUUUCAGACAUCUGCAGAGAACAAUUUGAAUAGUUUGUAUUUUGUGCAUAAACUAUACACAAGCCAAAAAAGGAAAAUCAUAAAAACUUGGAUUAAUAUCUUUGUAAGAACAGGCCAAAACAAAAAUAAGGGCGUUAUUUUAAAUGUAAAAAACUUUAUUUUUUUCAGUUUAUCUAUUUUUUAUUAA
This is a messenger RNA of Entamoeba invadens IP1, 657 nucleotides long. Its product is annotated as Rho GTPase, putative. The coding region runs from base 1 to 657 and encodes 218 amino acids. The record is from RefSeq and is a predicted model, not a curated record. Gene Ontology annotation, cellular component: cytoskeleton; cell cortex; cell projection. NCBI's taxonomy places the organism in Eukaryota, Evosea, Mastigamoebida, Endamoebidae. Gene Ontology annotation, biological process: regulation of cell shape; small GTPase-mediated signal transduction; regulation of actin cytoskeleton organization. Gene Ontology annotation, molecular function: GTPase activity; protein kinase binding; GTP binding. The transcript is spliced from 2 exons.